CUCUGUCUUUGUGUCUAUAUAUAAUUCGUAUAUUAUUUAUAAUAAUGAUGAAUCCUCCUCUCCUCAUAAAGCCGUACUGAUUCGCCAUCUUUUCACCUCUUUAAUGAAUUUUUUUCAUUUCUCCCUCUCUUUUAACUUUCUGAAAACCCAACUCUAGAAGAAAGCUCACUUCUUUUCUUUUUCUCUGAUUUUGUUGGUGUGGUGUUGUGUCUUUGUCUUCUUCUUCUUCUUCUUUAAACAAUGCAGAGCAGCUUCAAGACCGUUCCUUUCAACCCUGAUUUCUACUCUCAAUCCUCUUACUUCUUCAGAGGAGAUACUUGUCUUGAAGAGUUUCAUCAACCAGUCAAUGGGUUUCAUCAUGAUGAACCUCUCGAUUUAAGUCCAAAUGUCACUAUUGCUUCUUCAGCCAACUUACACUACACGACGUUUGAUACGGGUAUGGAUUGUGGUGGCUUGAGGAAGAGACUUGAAGUAGAAGGUGAGUGUUUGGAUACAGGGCAGUUAGUAUAUCAGAAAGGGACAAGGUUGGUAGCAGGAGGAGUAGGAGGAGGGGGAGGAGGAGAAGUGAACGGCAGUUUAGAGAACUGGUGUGAUUCGGUUUCAGCUAUGGCUGAUAACAGUCAACAUACUGACACUUCCACAGAUAUUGAUACUGAUGACAAGACUCAGUUAAAUGGGGUUCAUCAAGGGGUGGUUUUGGCUACAAAUUGUUCAGAUCAAUCCAAGGUGAAAUCUAGUGAACAAAGGACACUUAGAAGACUGGCUCAGAACCGUGAGGCUGCUAGGAAAAGUCGAUUGAGAAAAAAGGCAUAUGUUCAGCAACUUGAGAAUAGUCGAGUCAGGCUAGCGCAGCUGGAGGAAGAGCUCAAACGAGCUCGCCAACAGGGAAGUGUGGUUGAAAGCGGAGUUACAGCGAAUCACACACACUUGCCAGCUGGAAAUGGUGCCUUUUCAUUUGAAUUGGAAUAUACACGUUGGAAAGAAGAACAUCAAAGGCUGAUCAACGACUUAAGAUCGGGUGUGAAUUCUCAGUUAGGUGACAACGAGCUACGCAUGCUAGUAGAUGCUGUGAUGAGUCACUACAAUGAAAUAUUCAGGCUAAAAGGAAUUGGCACUAAAGUUGACGUCUUUCAUAUGCUCUCAGGCAUGUGGAAGACGCCUGCUGAGAGAUUUUUCAUGUGGUUAGGUGGAUUUAGAUCAUCUGAGUUACUUAAGAUAUUGGGGAACCAUGUGGAUCCGUUGACUGAUCAGCAGUUGAUAGGCAUCUGCAACCUUCAACAGUCGUCUCAGCAAGCAGAAGAUGCAUUGUCACAAGGCAUGGAAGCGUUGCAACAAUCGCUUCUUGAGACACUUUCCUCUGCUUCAAUGGGUCCAAACUCUUCAGCAAAUGUUGCUGACUAUAUGGGUCAUAUGGCUAUGGCUAUGGGGAAACUUGGCACUCUCGAAAACUUCCUUCGCCAGGCAGAUCUAUUAAGGCAACAAACUCUGCAACAGCUACACAGAAUUCUCACCACACGACAAGCUGCUCGCGCUUUUUUGGUCAUCCACGACUAUAUUUCUCGGCUUAGAGCACUUAGCUCUCUUUGGUUAGCCCGACCAAGAGACUAGAGAAGCUUUGUUAUAUGAGUCAUCACCGAAGGAAAGCAUAGUUCUGGUCUUAAGAUUUUCACAAUUCACAUAUUUUAAUGAAAAGACCAAAAAGCUCUCUCCUCUUUAGCGUCUUAGAUCAUCUGUUUAUUUUAGUCGGUAGUGAACGUUACCAUUCAGAAUCAAUCAACGUUUUUUUUUGUUA
This is a messenger RNA of Camelina sativa (false flax), 1792 nucleotides long. Its product is annotated as transcription factor PERIANTHIA-like. Gene Ontology annotation, molecular function: DNA-binding transcription factor activity; sequence-specific DNA binding. Gene Ontology annotation, biological process: DNA-templated transcription; regulation of DNA-templated transcription. Lineage: Eukaryota; Viridiplantae; Streptophyta; Magnoliopsida; Brassicales; Brassicaceae. The record is from RefSeq and is a predicted model, not a curated record.